CAUCAAGCAGCAUAAAACAGGGGAGGAGACACAAUCACAAAACCACAACAAAACAAAGGGAGUCGAAAACCCAAUCCAAAACAGUAACAAACACCACCUAUCUGACUAUCUACCACCACAAACGCUCAAGUCCACCGCCGUUCCUGCUGCCGCCGGUGACCGACCCCACUCGCCGCUGAUGGGUGCUCCAGAGCCACCUGUGGGAGAGGGAGUGGGGAACGAGGAAGCGAGAGAAAACAGAGAAGAGAAGAAAUUAGAAGAUGCAGAGGGAGGAGAAGAAGAGAGGGAUAUGGAGAAAGGGGAAGUGGGCGUUCGAGCAAAAAUGGUACCGAGCAAUCCCCUGCAGCCUUCAAUGCUCCAGAGGUUGAACCCAACAAAUCCUCUGAGGAUUUUCAUCAAUGCUGCCUCCCCAAGAGCUCCAACUCCUUCCCGUUCUGUCCCUCGCUCCACACCAACCCCACAACAAUCACUAACAACACUAAACUCAAGAGCUUACACGAACAGAAUAUCUCUGUUUCUAUUUGUAUUUCACAUGGUGCUUGCUAUUGGGCUAGUUUGCUUUCUUUUGUUCAAGGGAAUUCAGGGUCUACUGCAAGCAGGGCCAACUAGAAGAAAAGAGAAAAGGGUAUUAGAAUAUUUUCUGCCCCAAGUUGAGGUUGCUUCUUUUCUGAGCAUUACUCUUGCCUUUUCAUGGCAAAAGGCAGUCAGGGAAUGGCCUAAGUUCAUGGUCUAUUUCAUUCUAUGGAGCACUUUCAUCAUCUCCCUAGCUGCAGGCAUCCUCCUAAUUUGCUUCCAGAAACCGUCCACCGAUUGCGUCGGAGUCGUCUUCAUCGGCUUCGCCAUCGGGAACGGCCUUUAUGCCUGUUGGGUCACUCAGAGAAUCAAGUUUUGCACAAAGGUUUUGUUGAAAUCGCUGGAACCCGUAUCGAAAUUUCCCGACUUGAAUCAGCCCACAUACUGGAUGCUUGGGGUGGGAUUCAUGUGGAUGUCUCUGUGGAUUUUAGCUGUGAUUGGAGCCCUAAAUUUCUAUUUACCCCCACUGAUCAUAAUUGGAUUGGUUCUGAGCUUGGCUUGGACAGCAGAAGUGAUGAGAAAUGUUGCUAACUUAACUGUUAGUCGGGUAAUAGCUCUGUAUUAUCUCAGGGGAAUGCAGGCUAAUACUCAGUUUUGCUUCCAAAGAGCGUUGUCUCGGAAUCUCGGGAGCGCCUGCCUCGGGUCGCUCUAUGUGCCUGGAAUCGAAGCCCUGAGGAUCGUCGCCCGGGCUUUGAAUUUGCUCGAGGGAGAAGAUGAGUUCAUGUUUUCUUGUGCACAUUGCUGCCUCAGAGUCAUGGAAACCAUCUUCAAAUUUGGUUAUGGCUGGGCUUUUGUGCAGGUUGCUGCUUAUGGAAAAAAUUUUGUGAAGGCAUCCCAGGACACUUGGGAGCUAUUCCAGAAGCAAGAAAUGGAAUCCAUGGUCGACUCGGACAUGACCAGCGCUGUCUGUUUCCUCUCUGGCGUCUGCAGCGGCUCGAUCUGCGUCAUUGUAGUAGCUUCUUGGACUGCCUCGGUGCACCGGAGCUACAUCGCCACCCUCUCCCUGCUUUCAUUCUUCGUUGGAUACCUCAUGACCAGGAUUGCCAUGGCACUGCCUCAUGCCUGUGUGAGUUGUUACUAUGUCUGCUAUGCUGAGAACCCCAACAACAGGCUAUUUGAGAAUGACAAAACCAUCCCGGAUCGCCUCGGCGUGAUAAAGUCCGGUCAAGAUGCUGUUGUUCCUACUCCCCGAGUCCCCCAUCGGUUUCGAUGAUGACUCAUCGGGUCAAUGGCACAAUGAUUCAUUCAUUUUAUGUACAAAUAUUUAGUCCAACGUCCUGAUCUUGAAGUAGAAGAUUUUUUUUGCCCUAGGCGUAUCAAAAGUAGCCAGUCGAGGAAGAGGAACCAAAGGCUUUAACAGAGCAAGUGGGCAUAAAAACAAGCUCAUCCAGUGGAGGUGGGGAUGAGAAUGAUGAUGAUUUUGAAUGAGAAAGCUCAACCAUUUUUGAGAUGGGGAGAAAUGGGGAUUGCCCACUGAUGAGAUUCCAACCAACAAAGCUACAAAAUACAAGAAAGUCUUUGUCCUGUUCUGUGUAUAAUAUUCCACAGCAAUGCUUUUGGGAUGUUCUAGUCCAAUAAGUCCCAAAUUAUUUUCAUUGAAUAUUAAAUGGUUGUUUGGGUAAAACCCACCAAUAUUUAAUUUCAUCUCUUCCUCGUUGUAAUCUUGUUUGGGAAUCUGCAGUAGAGAUAUUCUUCCUCCUCUCUGUCAAAACAUUAUGAGUGUUUAAAUAUUGAUUCCCUUGGCCUGUCAA
Molecule: messenger RNA, 2324 nt
Organism: Malania oleifera
Lineage: Eukaryota; Viridiplantae; Streptophyta; Magnoliopsida; Santalales; Ximeniaceae
Exons: 5
Coding region: 179-1786 (535 amino acids)
Biological process (GO): transmembrane transport
Cellular component (GO): membrane
Molecular function (GO): transmembrane transporter activity
Source: RefSeq, a predicted model, not a curated record